Messenger RNA from Fusarium coffeatum, 1110 nucleotides. RefSeq lists its product as uncharacterized. NCBI's taxonomy places the organism in Eukaryota, Fungi, Ascomycota, Sordariomycetes, Hypocreales, Nectriaceae. The transcript has 4 exons. The record is from RefSeq and is a predicted model, not a curated record. Bases 1 to 1110 code for a protein of 369 amino acids.
AUGGGGAGCCAAGCCGACUUCGUCGUUGAGGCGUUCACAUUACUAUCAAUUGGCAUCCUUAUCAUCUUCCUACGAACAUACGCACGAUUACGACAGGUCGGAAUACGAAACUUCGAGGCCGAUGACUGGCUUAUGCUACUGGUUAUUGUGCCGUACACGAUCGAGACGGCCCUUGCAUACACUGUCGGCGCGCAGUUCCGAGGCUUGACGAACAGUGGUAUGACGGAUGAGGAACGCAAAGCCUUGUCGCCAGACAGUGAUGAAUUUGCAUGGAGGGUUGGUGGUUCAAAGAUCCAGGUUGCUGGUUGGGUCAUGUAUGCUUCGGUGCUUUGGCUUGUCAAGACAGCGCUGUGCGCUUUCUAUUUUCGACUCACGGCCGGCCUUGCGGGUUAUAAGACACGGAUCUACAUUGGUUUUGCAUUCAUUGCCGCGACAUACAUUGCUAUCAUCUGCUGUAUUCUCUUCAGCUGUCAGCCAUUCAACCACUUCUGGCAGAUCUAUCCCAACCCAGGCAACUUCUGCCAACCGGCUUUGUCCAAGAUCUACAUCUUUGUUAUUGUCUGCCUCAAUAUUACUACCGACAUCUACCUGCUAGCGAUCCCGAUCCCAAUGUUAUGGGGAGCCCGAAUUCCCAAGGUUAAGAAAUACGGCUUACUGGUUCUGUUCUCUGGCGCUAUCUUUGUCAUGGUCGCGGGAUUGUUACGGUGCUUCCUCAUUCUUCAGAACCCCGAUACAGGUCCCGAAGAAGGCGCCUCAUGGGCCGUCCGAGAAUCCUUCGUCGCCGUAGUAACUUCCAACCUCCCCAGCACAUGGGGCUGGAUGCGCCAGAAACUCAAACCCCUCUUCGGCUCACUCUUAUCUUCGAACAACGUCAGCUCAAAAUACAAAGGUGCCGAACCUGGAAGCAUCAUGCUUGGCGACGGGCGGGGUUCAGGCUGGAGGAGUCGCAGUGGUCGGGCAGACAACGGAUUAGCCACUGUGAACUCCGAACACAAUGUUUACAUUCACGGUGGAGGCGACGCCAGCUCGGAUGAGAUUAUUCCUUCGAUGCCGGAUGGGAUCAAGAAGGAUGUUGAGUUUACGGUGCAAGAAUCUGAGCCACGAAGAUGA